AUGAGGCCAAGGAAAGGCGCACGAGACAAUAUUGGAGGCCGUGCUUCUAGACCCAGGGGCGCAGCACGCGGGCGUUGGAGGCGGCGCGUUCCUCGCCGGGCUGCCGAGGCCCUCGGUUGCCGACUUCAUCGGGCACGGAGAGGUUGCGCAGGUGGGAGGGCGCUUCGGCAGGACCGGUUCGCAUGUGGCCCCCUGCUCUCGCCGUUCCCGCGCACGUCCCGCUGGCUGGAGUCGAUGGCGGCUCUGCCCUUCCACGGCGGGGUGCGCUGUGCACUCUCGGCCCUCGGGGAGCUCGACCUCGGUGAUUCGGGCAAGAAGCAGACGCUGAGCAAGCUGGCUUGCGCCACCGAAGCGGGGCUCGCUGGCAUCGCCGAAGCGCAGGCCGCCUCGGAGGCCGGCCGCUGA
Messenger RNA from Prorocentrum cordatum, 405 nucleotides. Lineage: Eukaryota; Dinophyceae; Prorocentrales; Prorocentraceae. The record is from the annotation of a GenBank genome assembly.